Molecule: messenger RNA, 213 nt
Organism: Aphanomyces astaci
Lineage: Eukaryota; Oomycota; Saprolegniomycetes; Saprolegniales; Verrucalvaceae
Exons: 2
Coding region: 1-213 (70 amino acids)
Source: RefSeq, a predicted model, not a curated record
AUGCAUUCGAUUGCCUUCAAGCUCCAGGCCUUGAAGCUACUUGAGUCCAUGAAUGACACAAAGCGGACUCAGUUGCUUGCCUUCGAUGGAAACAAGAAGCUGAUGAAGAUGCAACCAGGCGGCCGCCACGAAGUGUUCCCGCACCCAUCAGGCCUCGUUCAAUUCAUCAAUGAGUUGCGCGACGCAGAGCGGGGACUUACAAUCUACACAUGA